AUGUCGAUAUACGACGCUUACCUCCUCCGAGCCGACAUUAUGAAGAAUAUAAACUUUUUCCGAAGGCAUCAAGUCGUGUUCAACCCUGAGACUGAGAUGUACUCCUUCUUGACCCGAGAAGGCCGUGUCGGACUGGAGGGCUUUGCAAAGAUCGAAAUGGAGUCCAAAAACCUCCCUCUUGUCAUAUCUAAGUUUCGCAGGCUCUUCCAGGACAAAACCUCUACGACGUGGACUAAAAGAUACGAACCCCUGUCGCGCCGACAAGGAAGAUUUACGUUUGUCGAACUAGACUAUCAGAAAUCCACUGUACGCCCUAAAAAGCUUCCAGAAUAUGCUGCGGUUGACGCGAAAAUCAAUGAUGAGGUUAAGGAUUUGAUGGAGCGCAUACUUUUUGGCGGUCCUCUAAGGAGUGGCAACAGCAGCGAGAACCCGAGCACGUCGGGAUCAUGGGUAGCAUUCACCGCCCCAUUUGAGCAUAUUAGUUCGUGGGUCGUCUUCUCGGCGUUCAAGACCUUAGAUCGUAUCCGAAAACAUCUUGAAUCCGGUACCACUAUCAACUGGAAGACUAUCCUGAGGCUGUCAUCGCAAUACCGCAGCCAGAUUCCUUUCUGCUCCGGGGACGACCGUCCGCCAGUGGUCUCGAGUUACCACGCCCUAUUCCUUGAGUUUCAAUUCCUGUACUGCCUCUGGCCUCGGCGGGAGAUUGCCAACAUGGCAACUGCAAUACAUUGCCGAGGAUCGCUCCAGCUUAAUACGUACAAGGCCCUCGCUCAGCCGCUUUACCAAGCUUACAGCUCCUUGCGGCAUGGUUUCCGCCGCCUGACCGAUGCUUCCACGCUUGAAUUCCGUCAGCUCCAAAGCUAUCUUGAAAAUUCCUGCCACCGAAUCCAUUGCCUGACCCUGGAGCUGCAGGAGAUCUACCGGGUCUUCGUGAAGGCCAACCUACCGAACCCGUACCAUGACUGGAUCGAGACCAAGAAAUUCGACGACCCGUGUGGCGAAAUGAGAUUCCUCCUGUGGCACGGCACUCCACUCGACUCGCUCCUCGGCAUCCUCGACCUCGGUCUGCAGAUCCGUCGACAUGGUGCCAGCUGGACCGGGACCAUGUUCGGCAACGGCAUCUAUCUCGCCGACGCGUCGAGCAAGUCUGCCAGCUUCUGCAAGUAUGACUCAUGGGAUGGACAAGCGGUUCUGCUUCUCUGCGAAGCCGAUGUCGGGGCGUCGCGCAUCCGGACCCAGACGAGCAUCUACAACGGGCACGAGCUCAUCAAGCAGUCUUGCGGUCGACACAGGUGCAUCGAAGGACUUGGGCGGACCGGCCCAGCGAGGUGGAAGCGAGUUGGGUGGAAAUUAGAGCCUGGUGUGGGUGACGGGAUGCCUUGGAUGCCGGAAACGAUCGUCCCGUACAGCGACACCCACUCCGGUGGCGUUCUUGGAUUCAACGAAUAUGCGCUCUACGAUCCUGCGCACGUUCUCAUCCGAUACUUGUUUCGCGUGCAGAUUAAGCGACGACUCCACUGGUAG
Messenger RNA from Cladophialophora psammophila CBS 110553, 1524 nucleotides. RefSeq lists its product as uncharacterized. NCBI's taxonomy places the organism in Eukaryota, Fungi, Ascomycota, Eurotiomycetes, Chaetothyriales, Herpotrichiellaceae. The transcript is spliced from 3 exons. The record is from RefSeq and is a predicted model, not a curated record. Gene Ontology annotation, molecular function: NAD+ poly-ADP-ribosyltransferase activity. Bases 1 to 1524 code for a protein of 507 amino acids.